Teleopsis dalmanni is the source of this 776-nucleotide messenger RNA. Its product is annotated as glutathione S-transferase 1-1-like. Gene Ontology annotation, biological process: glutathione metabolic process. The record is from RefSeq and is a predicted model, not a curated record. The transcript is spliced from 2 exons. Gene Ontology annotation, molecular function: glutathione transferase activity. Lineage: Eukaryota; Metazoa; Arthropoda; Insecta; Diptera; Diopsidae. Bases 78 to 716 code for a protein of 212 amino acids.
UUCGUAUCUGACGCUGUGGUCACCAAGUUGGAAUUCAAGUUUUUCAGGGGAAAAAAUUCAAAUUAUAUCAAUAAAUAAUGGAUUUCUAUUCUAUGCCACACUCUGCACCCUGCCGUGCUGUUAUGAUGACUGCAAAAGCCAUUGGCGUCCAACUAAAUCCAAAAUUAAUCAGUCUGCCAAAUGGCGAGCACUUGAAACCAGAAUAUUUAAAACUGAACCCACAGCAUACCAUCCCAACUUUAGUAGAUAAUGGUUUUGCUUUGUGGGAAUCACGUGCCAUUAUGACUUAUUUAAUUGAAAAAUAUGGCAAAGAUGACUCCUUGUUUCCUAAGGAUCCUCAACAACAGGCUGUGGUGAAUCAACGUUUGUACUUUGACAUGGGCACUUUAUACAAAAGUUUUGCAGAUUAUUAUUAUCCACAAAUUAAGUUUAAGGCACCAGCAGAUCCAGAAAAAUACAAAAUGAUGGAGAAAGCAUUUGAGUUCCUAAACACUUUUUUGGAUGGUCAGACUUAUAUUGCCGGUAAUAAGUUAACUGUGGCAGAUAUAGCCUUGGUGGCGACAGUCACCACUUUUGCUGUGGCUGGUUUUGACUUCAGUCAAUAUGACAAUGUCAAUAAAUGGUGGGAAAAUGCAAAGAAAGUAGUGCCCGGUUUUGAAGAAAAUUGGGAAGCAUGUUUAUCCUCGAAAAAACGUUACGAGGAUUUGAAAAAAUAAUAAGAAAUAUUUAAAUAAGUUAUUGUUAUCUAAAUGCUUAUGUGUUUUAAUUAAUUAAAA